This is a messenger RNA of Olea europaea var. sylvestris, 1413 nucleotides long. Its product is annotated as dof zinc finger protein DOF4.6-like. Gene Ontology annotation, biological process: regulation of DNA-templated transcription. NCBI's taxonomy places the organism in Eukaryota, Viridiplantae, Streptophyta, Magnoliopsida, Lamiales, Oleaceae. The transcript has 2 exons. The coding region runs from base 125 to 967 and encodes 280 amino acids. Gene Ontology annotation, molecular function: DNA binding; DNA-binding transcription factor activity. The record is from RefSeq and is a predicted model, not a curated record.
AUGGUACCGCCCACAUGCAUUCUCAAACAUUUCUUUUACUGCUUUUUAAAACCACUUGCAAGAAAGCAGAAGCUUUUUCUCUUCUGAAAAUACCAUUUCCGUUCUUCACCUUCCUUCUUCAUCCAUGGAUACUGCUAAAUGGCCUGAGGAUAUAGUGAUGAAACAGAUGGAAGAGAUAGUAACAUGUCCAAAACCUUCUUUAGAAAGGAAAAGGCCUCAGAAAGAACAAGCUGUGAAUUGUCCAAGGUGCAAUUCAACAAAUACAAAGUUUUGCUAUUACAACAAUUACAGUCUCUCUCAGCCAAGGUAUUUUUGCAAGACAUGCAGAAGAUAUUGGACAGAAGGUGGAUCUUUAAGAAAUAUUCCUGUUGGAGGGGGUUCAAGAAAGAACAGAAGAUCACAUAAUUCUGCUAAUUCUUCUUCAAUUUCACCAAAAAAUGUCCCUGAUCUAGUUUUACAAAACCCUAAAAUCCACGAUAACCAUGAACUCAACUUGGGAUUUUCGACCCAGAAUGAUUUCAAGGCUAUAAAUGAACUGAUUCAAGUUCCCAACUUUGAUAUUAAUGGGAACAAGGAAUUAAACAAUCGUUCUUCUUCUUCACCUUCAUCUCACCUUUCAGCUAUGGAGCUCUUGACUGGAAUUUCAACAUCAAGUGGCUUAAAUUCCUUCGCCCCAAUGCUAAUUACCGAUCCAAAUAUAGUCUACUCAUCGGGGUUUCCUUCGUUGCCAGAUUAUAAUCAAUUUAAACCCUCUUUGAACUUUUCUUUGGAUGGAAAUAUUGGGACUAGUACUGCAUAUGGGAGUUUCCAGGGAGCGCAAGAGACAAAUGUGAAGGUUCCUUUUCCAUUUGAAGAUUUGAAGCAGGACCCAAGCACCAAAAAUACAACUGAUCAUGCUGAGCAAAAUAGAGAUCAACAUGGAGAUUCAACUGGAUAUUGGAAUGGAAUGACAGGAGGGCCAUGGUAAAAGAACUGAGUAUACAAUUAUCCAGGAACUAUUUUUAUUCUUCUUUUUUUUUUUUUAAUAGUGUUUUGAACUGGGUUACUUGUUUGAAUAUUGCAAACAACUGCUAACUCAUAUAGUACAAGGGUUUCUUUUCCCUCUUUUCCAUGUUCAAGUCAAUAAUUAUCGUUACUGUCUGAUCAUGAUGGGAGUUUGAAGCUUGUUUAGGUAUUCGCUUCAGUUUAAGGUGCUAUUUGGGAUACUAUGUAUUGAUAGAAGAAAAGAUGAUGAAAGAAUUUAAGCCAGCCCAUAUUUUUGAAGGGCAAAAUCAGCCAUAAUACUUUUAUCCUGAUAUUAGAGGCAAAAGAAGCAAAUUUUUAUUUCAUAAUUUGUUGCCUGGUAAAACAAUCAUGUAUGCAUCUAACUUUGUAUUGAGCUUUGCUAUGAAAUGUUCUUCUCUUGUUUAUGUA